This is a messenger RNA of Centropristis striata (black sea bass), 1538 nucleotides long. RefSeq names its product hyaluronidase 1 (gene hyal1). The record is from RefSeq and is a predicted model, not a curated record. Bases 122 to 1432 code for a protein of 436 amino acids. Lineage: Eukaryota; Metazoa; Chordata; Actinopteri; Perciformes; Serranidae. Gene Ontology annotation, biological process: hyaluronan catabolic process; carbohydrate metabolic process. Gene Ontology annotation, molecular function: hyalurononglucosaminidase activity. The transcript has 4 exons.
UUUCCUCCCUCCUUUGGCUUUUACUUGCAUGUGUCAUUCAGAUCAUGAGACCGCUGCUUGUUUUUCCUUCACUUCCUGACCUCAAAGUUCAAACUAAAACACAUCUGAUGGUUAAAUAGCGAUGACUUCCUUUCAUCACAAGGUUCCACUUUUCAUAACUCUGAUCAGCCUUGUUUCAGGGCUGCAGUAUGAAACGUCAUCUUUCUCCCAGGUGCCUUUCCUCACAGUGUGGAACGCCCCCACUGCCAACUGUCUCUCUCAAUUUGGCGUGGAUCUGGACUUGGGCACGUUCAGCAUCGUCCAGAACCAGAACCAGACCUUCAUAGGUGAAAACAUAACCAUCUUUUAUGCUGACAAGCUGGGCCUGUAUCCCCGCUACACCAGCCAAGCAGAGGCAAUCAACGGCGGGGUGCCGCAGAACGCCAGUCUGGAGGAGCACCUCAGGGUGGCGUCUGAAAACAUCCGCUCCUGGAUCCCUGACAGGGACUUCCAGGGUCUGGCUGUGGUGGACUGGGAGAGCUGGAGGCCUGUAUGGGAGAGGAACUGGGACAGUAAGCAGGUGUACUGGGAGGGGUCGAGAGCCCUGGUGAGGGCGGAGCAUCCAGACUGGAGCCCGGCGGAGAUAAAUGCUGCAGCACGGGUGGAGUUUGAAGACGCAGCGAGGAAGUUCAUGGAGGAAACGCUGCAGCUGGGGCAGCAGCAGAGACCCGACGGACUGUGGGGGUUUUACGGUUUCCCCAACUGCUACAACUACUACAACGAGAAGAGCAGAAACUACACAGGAGAGUGUCCGCCGGUGGAGCUGAAGAGGAACGAGGAGCUGCGGUGGUUGUGGGACGCCUCCUCCGCCCUCUACCCAGACGUCUACCUCAGCCUGGAGAUGCGAGGCCUCAGCAGGGAGGUGCUGCUCUACGUCCAGCACCGCGUCCUGGAGGCCAUGAGAGCAGCCGCCCAGCAGCCCGUCUACCCGUACGCUCGCAUCGUCUACACCUACACCUUAGACUUCCUCUCUCAGGAGCACCUGGUCUACACCAUCGGAGAGAGCACUGCGUUAGGAUCUGCAGGGGUGGUGCUGUGGGGCGACCACGCCUUCUCCAAAUCUCAGGCCACGUGUGACUCUAUCAAAUCCUACCUGGACGAGACUCUGGGUCCGUACCUGGUGAAUGUAACGGCGGCGGCCUUUCUGUGCAGCAAGACCAUGUGCUCCUCUCACGGCAGGUGUCAGAGGAAGAACCUGAACUCGAGGGCCUUCCUGCACCUGGACCCGGCUGUGUGGAAGGUGGUGUCCGACAGGAAACCAGAAGGAGGGCAGAACUACAGAGUUUUAGGACAGAUGACGACACACGAGGUGUUGUUAAUGGAGUCAAAGUUUCAGUGCAGGUGUUUCCCCGGAUGGAGCGGUGAGAGCUGCUCCGAACACAUUCAGGGAUAAGAGACUUACAAUGACAGAACUGGUCCAAUAAAUGGCAGUUAACCCUUUAUCAGGCAAAGAACUAUAUUUGGUAGUUAGAGUCAGGUAAUAUUUCGAGAAAAAAAGU